UUCAAGUCUACACUUGUAUCCACAGCUGUAUCAUGUGUGGUUAUGGUCAGAUGCUAUAGCUAAUCAUAGACCGCGAAGUCAGCUGAGAAAUAUGGAUUUCCAAGCUUCUGACAAGUCUAAGCUUUCGAAGAGAGUGGAAAGUUCAGAUAGAAAUCCGAACACCGCAGCGAGCAUACCUGAUACCAGGUUUCAUACUCUUCUGACGUGGCUCCCACACCUUAUGGCAGUUCUUGUCUAACUUCGGUCCCGAAGAGGGUCCGUAAGUACGUUCAUACGGCGAUAUAUACUUCUCGAUCGGUCGCGCAUUGCUUUUACUUUUGAGAUCUACGUUUUUCGACCUUUUGUCACUCCCUAUCUCUCCUUUUUUCUUAAUCUGAAGCCGUAGAUCGGUGUUUAUAAUUUAUUGCUGAGCAAUAUCUAUCCGUUGAUCGGUUACCUUCAUUCAGACACCUUCCAUUUAGUGUUUGAUCACGCGGCCAUGAAGUUCUUAUUUUCUUCGAUCAUUCUGGCAGCAACGAGUAGCGCGCUUCCAAAUGUUCUUACCACUCUGGAGACAACUGGUGGCCUAGUACGUAUGUAUAAUAGACCGGAACCUCGCAGUUUCCAGUCGCUCACGAUCACAGUUCCUCGAGCAAACCAACUCAUCCCCGUAGUCGUUGGCGGACCACAGGACACUUUCUCCCCAAACUCUGUUGUUGCCGCCGUGGGAGACGUUAUACAAUUCCAAUUCAGUAAUGGCAAUCAUACUGCGACACAAAGCACGCCGGAAGCACCCUGCACGCCUCUAGAAGGCGGCAUGAAUAGUGGUCACAUCCCAUUUCAAGACGGUCAAACAGAUGUGGGAACUUAUAACAUGCCAGUAGCAAGUUUAGCCCCGAUGUUUAUAUUUUGUGCGACCGGCCCACACUGUCAAGAAGGGCAAGUUAUGGUCAUCAAUCCUGCCAAUGCCCAGCAAGUUGUCGAUUUUGUCAAAGCAGCACAAGGCACCACCAAAAGCGUAGACAGCCCAACAAUAGCCGGAGGUAUUGCAGGCAAAAUUACCCUUGGAACAGCAGCUUUCGUCCCUGCACCGGCAAUCGCUGAUGCUCCAGGUGGUCCAGCCGCCCCAGCACCAGCUGCUCCCGCUGCUUCAUCCGCUGCGCCAGCCGCACCAGUAGUGGCGCCUGCUGCCUGAUUACGAGGAAUUCAGUAGUAAGAAGGCUCUGAGACAAGCGGGAGGAUAUGAGAUUGCUAUACCCCAUACGGGAGUCUUGGUAUGAGAUGUCGAUCUAUAAAUGGAGUGUGGAGGUCUUUCACUGGACAGGUCAGUGCUUUGGAAGUGGCGAUACCUCAUUCCACAAAAGUGUAUAAAUAUUUUGUACGAGAUACUUGUAUAUAAUGGCAUUCUAUGUACCA
Molecule: messenger RNA, 1395 nt
Organism: Cadophora gregata
Lineage: Eukaryota; Fungi; Ascomycota; Leotiomycetes; Helotiales; Ploettnerulaceae
Exons: 3
Coding region: 479-1174 (231 amino acids)
Source: RefSeq, a predicted model, not a curated record